Phoenix dactylifera (date palm) is the source of this 1528-nucleotide messenger RNA. RefSeq lists its product as uncharacterized. Gene Ontology annotation, molecular function: ubiquitin binding. The record is from RefSeq and is a predicted model, not a curated record. NCBI's taxonomy places the organism in Eukaryota, Viridiplantae, Streptophyta, Magnoliopsida, Arecales, Arecaceae.
UCACCCCUCUGGGAUUGAUCAAGAACCAGAAGCAGAGACACGGGUGGGGUUUUGUGGAGGGAGGCGAUAAAGGAGGGGGGGCGAAAGGAAUUGGGACGAGGGAGGGAGGGCUCGCCCUUUUCGAUCAAAAACCCUAGGGUUUUGCGCAGGGCUAGGGUUUGGCUGCCAUGUCUGCGGGGAUCUGCGGGAAGCGCCUAGGGUUGGAGGAAAUCUUCGGAUCUCCGGCGCCGGCACCGUCGGCGAAGAGAUCUCGCUGCUCGCGCUACGGAUCUCCCAUCCGUUCCUCCGAUUUCGGCCUCGGAUCCGACGACAAGGUCUCCAUACUCCUUCGCAUGUUCCCGUCCAUGGAUCGGGAGGUUGUGGAAACUGUUUUAAAGACCCAUGAUCACAAAAUUGAUGAUGCCAUCAAGAGUCUUCAUGCUCUGUGCCUUGGUGAUGAUUCUGCAAGAAUCGAAUCAGCAAGGCUUAACUCUAUUCUCCAAGCAACUGAAAAUGCUGUUGAAGGUGGUAGUAAUUCUCAGACAUCUCAGCAGAAUGUUGAAGGUACUCAGACUGACGGUUUGGGUUCUGAGCCUAAUAUUUCCCAAAAUGUGGUUUCAUGGAUUGAUAUGUUUGUACAAGAAAUGAUGAAUGCCUCAAAUUGGGAUGAUGUUCGAAACCGUGCUAUGAAAAUCUUGGAAACUUUUGAACAAAGUGUUGUUGCACAGACUACAUCAUCAGUGGAGCAGGGCAUUGCUUCUCUUAAAGAGCAAUUGCAGUGUUUGUUGAAAGACAACCAGAUUCUGAGGAGAGCUGUUGCUAUUCAGCAUGAACGCAAUAUAGAGCAUGAGGAGAAGCUAAAGGAGGUGCAGCAAUUGAAGCACAUUAUUGGUCAGUACCAAGAGCAAAUCCGGACAUUGGAGCUGAACAAUUACACAUUGAAGGUACAUCUUCAAAAGGCACAGGAAUCCAGUUCUAUUCCUGGACGGUUCCACCCGGACAUCUUCUAGAGCCCACCUUCGGGGCGUGUAAUUUAUUUUAUAUCAUGGUAUGAACCUAAACCAGAAGAAAUGCGAGACCGGAAGAGCUCCAGUCCAUGUUCGAGCUAGUAAUUGAGCCUUCCUGGUGCUAUGUAUCUCUUCACCAAUCAUGGUUUUCUUCUGCUACAGCUGGUGCAUCCGCAAAUGGGAGGAGUGGGCUCACUAGAUAUACCUUUUUCUUAAAGGAGAUAUUUUGCUUAACUUGUUGUAACAUGCCUCGUGUCAGGGCAUGAUACUAUCUUUUGUUACUGUAUUUGCACUAUAGUUUAGGAGAGUGGAAGUUCCUCCAGCUCUGAAUGCUAUAAGCCUGAAGAUCUGAGCCAUGCAGGGGUGCCAUUAAAAUGUUAGAUUGCCCUCAUUAAUCUAAUGGUUCAAAGAAAGGCUGUUUUGAUCCAUGGACCAGAUUGUAUCUUGAUGUUAAAUAAUUAAAAUAUGUUGUUCAAUAAUUUGUUUGGUUUGUAAUUGCCGAUAGUUUGUACAAGGCAUAUUUAAGAAUGAAAAGAUCUUGA